UAACGCGAACUGAAAAUAGAAACGUACUGCUGAGUUUCACACGCCAUGUGCUUUCGGUCUUGCAAUCGGGAAACCCGAGUUGUUUGGACACAUUUUUUCGGCUGCACCGCAACAGAGUCCAGCUAGAUGAAUCAUCUAAUCGCGUUAGCUGUAAGCGACCAGUUCCGCCAUGGCCGUGGUGGUCCAGAGCAGCCGCGGCUGGGUGUUGGAUGCAUGCUCAUUCAUUGAUCGGGGCUGUUCGCGUUGCAUCCGAUGGAGUGGUGAUCAGAAGUCACACGUCAAGUGUCGUUUCAAAAGGCAGUGUUUUCAGGUGUUAAAAAGCCAUGGUAGUGUGACUGCCAGUGCCGCUGCGGAAGUAGGAAACACGGAUAUGUUGCAGAAAAUGAACAAAGCGUCAAAGAAAAGGAAACGAAAACAUAGUGAACUCAACCAGGGGGAAAUUGAUUCUCAAGUCUUCCACAAGAAGAUCAGGUCUGUCAUCCUGGAGGGAGCCAAGGCCUUGGUGGAUUCUGCCCGAUCCCUCGGAUAUCUGAAAGGAGCGACGGACCUGGUGAAGGAGCCUCUUCCUUUCCAGGAGUGCAGCCUUGCUGCUCUUUGUGACAUGGCUAAAGAGCUCCCUCUAGCGGACGACGGGGAGCAGGAGGAAAGUGUUCAGUCACUUGUUGCCGAGGAUGGCUGUACAUCACAUGUCGACCUGUUCUCUCGGGUAACAGAGAGCAGGGCGGACCGGGCCACGAUGGUUACACUGAUGGGAGAGGAAUAUGUAAUACCACCGCGCACAGCCUUCCUGCUGUCUGAUUUCACACGAACACAGCCGCUAGUCCACUAUGGAAGAAAGUUUGACUUAAUAGUUAUGGAUCCACCGUGGGAAAACAAAUCUGUUAAAAGGAGUCGCAGAUACAGUUCUUUGCCCUCAUCGCAGCUGAAACGGCUCCCCAUACCCCUACUGGCAUCUACAAACUGUUUAGUGGUUACCUGGGUCACAAACCGGCCCAGCCACCUGCGUUUUGUCCGCGAUGAGCUGUAUCCACACUGGGGGAUAGAGGUCGUAGCCGAAUGGUUCUGGGUGAAGGUGACCACAUCUGGACAGUUUGUGUUUCCACUGGAUUCACAGCACAAGAAGCCGUAUGAAGUGCUGGUCCUGGGCCGAUAUCAUUCCUCUGCAGAUACCUCACUAAGCUCAUCAGAGAUGUCAGAGGUUCAUUUAGAGGACCAGCGUUUGAUUGUCAGCGUCCCAUCAGCUCUCCACUCCCAGAAGCCCUCACUCUCAGAGGUGCUGAAGCUGUAUGUUAGACCUGAAGCCACAUGCUUGGAGCUGUUUGCCCGAAGUCUGCAACCCGGAUGGACCAGUUGGGGCAAUGAAGUGCUCAAAUUUCAGCAUGCGAGCUAUUUCACUUUGACACCUGCAGAUGAUCCAGCAGACAUUCCUAAAGAGGAGGUCUCAACAGACAAACCCACAGUCACACCAGCAUCCAACUCUCCUGGAGAAUCCUCUCCUCCUCAUCACUGGCCCACUACUGUGGACUAAUGUCUGGGUCCAUUUUUAUGGUAGUGAAUCACAGGGCUGAUGAUGCAGCCGGAGAGAUGAAAGUGCAUUUCUGUGCAGCUAUGUUUUGAACCUCACUGCCCAGAUUGCAGUCAGCACAACACAAGGUUUUUUUAUAUUUGCCUUUUGAGUAAUCUUUGGCACAAUAUGUGUCUUAAGGAUGAUGAAAGUAUUUCUAUUUUUACUCAUACUAAUGCUGUUUUGAACUGAAUUUCAAAAUGUUUCCCAAUCCUAAUGAAAUAAACAGUUUUAUA
Xiphias gladius (swordfish) is the source of this 1800-nucleotide messenger RNA. It is a transcript of the gene mettl4, whose product is annotated as methyltransferase like 4. The record is from RefSeq and is a predicted model, not a curated record. The transcript has 9 exons. Gene Ontology annotation, cellular component: cytosol; nucleus; RNA N6-methyladenosine methyltransferase complex. Gene Ontology annotation, molecular function: nucleic acid binding; RNA methyltransferase activity; site-specific DNA-methyltransferase (adenine-specific) activity. Lineage: Eukaryota; Metazoa; Chordata; Actinopteri; Istiophoriformes; Xiphiidae. Bases 170 to 1528 code for a protein of 452 amino acids.